Molecule: messenger RNA, 1448 nt
Organism: Ananas comosus (pineapple)
Lineage: Eukaryota; Viridiplantae; Streptophyta; Magnoliopsida; Poales; Bromeliaceae
Product: ESCRT-related protein CHMP1-like
Exons: 2
Coding region: 152-763 (203 amino acids)
Biological process (GO): endosome transport via multivesicular body sorting pathway; late endosome to vacuole transport; protein transport
Cellular component (GO): multivesicular body; ESCRT III complex
Source: RefSeq, a predicted model, not a curated record
UUCCCCUCCUCCCUCGAUCAAUCCUCCCCUCUCCUCCUCCUCCUCCUCGUCUCGCUCCGAAACCCUAAUCUCAAUCCCAUCCCGCUUCUUCUCCCUCUCUUCGAAACCCUAGUCCUUCCUCUUCUCCUCCUCCUCGUCGGGCAGUCGAUCGAUGGGGAACACGGAGAAGCUGAUGAACCAGAUCAUGGAGCUCAAGUUCACCUCGAAGAGCCUGCAGCGCCAGGCCCACAAGUGCGAGAAGGAGGAGAAGGCGGAGAAGCUCAAGGUGAAGAAGGCGAUGGAGAAGGGCAACGUGGACGGCGCCCGCAUCUACGCCGAGAACGCGAUCCGCAAGCGCACCGAGCACAUGAACUACCUCCGCCUCGCCUCGCGCCUCGACGCCGUCGUCGCGCGCCUCGACACCCAGGCCAAGAUGCAGGCCAUCGGCGGGUCCAUGGGCUCCAUCGUCAAGUCCCUCGACGCCGCCCUCGCCUCCGGAAACCUCCAGAAGAUGUCCCACACCAUGGACCAGUUCGAGCGCCAGUUCGUCAACAUGGAGGUGCAGGCCGAGUUCAUGGAGGGGGCCAUGGCCGGCUCCACCAGCUUGUCCACCCCCGAGGGCGAGGUCAACAGCCUCAUGCAGCAGGUCGCCGACGACUACGGCCUCGAGGUCUCCGUCGGCCUCCCGCAGGCCGCCGCCCACGCCGUCCCCGCCAAGGAGGCCGAGAAGGUCGACGAGGACGACCUCGCCCGCCGCCUCGCCAAGCUCAGGAGCGACGGAUAGGGCUAUCAAUGAAGUAUACCUAUAGGUAAAUGAAUUCUCACCAAAUCCGACCUCGAAUCGUGGGACUUUUUUUUUUCUCCUUUAUGUGCAAAUUAAUACGGCGAUCACAUUAUCAUGCUUGUGAAAAAUAAUAAUUAGAAUAAGAGAGCAUAAUGUACAUGGUAGCUCAAGGUUGGAAAUCAGAAAUUCAGUUGCUUUGUUCAGUUGCAUAGGGAGAUCAUAAUAAUCCAUUACUUUGUUCUGUUGUCCUCGCCUCAUGGUGUCCCCUAAUGAGAAAAGGAAAAAAGAGGAGGCUGGCACUUACAUGAUUAAAGAGGGUUUUCUUUAGUUUUUUUUUCUACUUCUUAACAAAUGAAAUUGAAUAGGUUGUUUCCCUUUCAACAAGUAAAUACUUUAUUAAGAGUAAUUGGAAAAGAACACCAUUAAGUUGUCAUGACACUCCCCGCACCAGAAACAGAUAUGAAUAGAUGGAUAUUAUGUCUUGUCUGCAUCUGAGUUGAAAGUCUUGGAUUUUUUCGCAACUAAAGUUCGCGACCAAAAUUUCGAUGAAAGACAGCUGUUGUAACUGAAGUUCGCUACCAAAAUUUCGAUGAAAGACAGCUGUUGUAUGGUUUUUCGAUCAUUGACAAUUUAAGAGCUUUUAAUAAACAUAGUAAUGUUUUUUUUAUCUACAUUCUAAUUUUCU